Messenger RNA from Lichtheimia ornata, 1197 nucleotides. RefSeq lists its product as uncharacterized. The coding region runs from base 1 to 1197 and encodes 398 amino acids. Lineage: Eukaryota; Fungi; Mucoromycota; Mucoromycetes; Mucorales; Lichtheimiaceae. Gene Ontology annotation, molecular function: polygalacturonase activity. The record is from RefSeq and is a predicted model, not a curated record. Gene Ontology annotation, biological process: carbohydrate metabolic process. The transcript has 6 exons.
AUGAAAUCAACACUCUUUUUCUUUGCUACUGCAGCUUUGGCCCUCCUUGCUUCGGCUGGCCCUAAUCGAAAGUGCGUUGUUAAGCACAAUGGUGUUGACGACUCUGCCAAUAUCAUGGAUGCUUUGGAAAAGUGUAAGGAUGGCGGCCGUGUCGUAUUCCAAAAGAAGCGCAACUAUGUCCUUGGUGAUGUUAUUGUGAGUCCAGAGCUCAACAACGUCGAGAUCAUUUUCGAAGGCACUUUGACUUACCCCUAUGACAUGAAAUACAAUGACACCACGCCUCCUGUACCUGGUGCUGUACAAGAUAUGAGCAGCUUCUUUUUAAUUAAAGGCAAGGAUGUCAAGGUGACUGGUGAUGGCGGUGAGAUUUAUGGUAACGGCGAACAUUGGUGGUCAUUGGAUCCGUUGCCUAGCAACCGGCCAUCUAUGAUGGCAUUCAUGGUUGAAAACUUGGAUGUGCGUGGUGUGCGCUUGAUCAAUGCUCCCAACUGGAACUUUUAUAUCCAUGAAACCAAGAAUGCCCUAUUCGAGGACAUCUAUAUCAAUGAUGUUGAUCAAUUAUAUGGUGAAAAGCCGCAUAACACCGAUGGUUGGGGUAUGAGCGAGACGCAUGGUAUCACCAUCAAGAACUCGUAUAUCAACAACGGUGAUGAUUGUGUUGCCAUCAAGACCAAUUCAUCCGAUAUCCAUAUCGAAAACUUGUAUUGCAAUGGCUCCCAUGGUAUUUCAGUGGGAUCUCUUGGUAACAUCCCCGAGCUUCCUGAUUACGUUGAAAACUUGUACGUCAAAAAUGUGACAUGUGAAAAUUGCCAGAAUGGUGCUCGUAUCAAAACGUGGGCACGAGGUGCGCUUGGGCGUGUUGAGAACGUGUCGUAUAUCGACUUUAGAGUGACCAAUUCAGAUCAUCCUAUUGCCAUCGACCAGUGCUAUUUCAAUAUCAAGGAACCUGAGUGCAGUAAUGAUCCCUCGUUGAUCCAAAUCAAAAACGUGCUUUUCCAGAAUGUCACAGGAAAUGCCAACAGCAAAGCUGGUCUUGAAGUGGCAAGCAUCAAAUGCUCUGCUGAAGCUCCCUGCGAUAACUUUGUAUUCAAGGAUGUUGAUAUCAAAACCUCUGAUCCUUCCCAGGAGGGCUAUUAUACUUGUGCCCAUAUUGAGAAUAGUGACCUUAGCGGUAUCAACUGCGUCCCACCUAAAUAA